GGAUUCGGGGACACGUGGCCUGGCGACCCACCAGCAAAUCCUCCCUCCACCCUCCCUUGACUCUCGAACUAUUUCUUGUUUUUUUGGUUCUAGUUUUAUUUAGUGUCAAGGGACAUCUGGAAUCUGUCCUUUAAGGGGGGGGUACUGUUACGAUCCGCUGCACGGAUCAUAGUUUGUUUAUGUUUCUCGUCACAUAUGUUUUCAGCACAUUGAUUUUGUUUGUGUUCAGUUGCCAUGUCAACUGAUUACUUUCACCUGCCUCUGGUUAGUGUUCGGGACGCGCACCUGUUGCCCGGGCACUAAUCAGAGGGCUAUUUAAUCUUUGCUCUGGCCUCACUCUGUCUGGCUUCGUAGUUUGUUCCCAUACAACUGAUAACGACAACUUAGAUUCCCGCUAGCUUUUCACGCUAUGCCAUUUUGCCUGCUAGCUCCCACGCUAGUCCUUUUGUUUUUGCCUUUUGCUAUUUGCACGUCUUUUGUUCGUUCCCCGUACGAUUUAUAUUUUCAAUAAAUUAUUUUCCUACCUGCAAGCUGUGUCCGAAGCCGUCUGCAUCCUUGGGAGAACCACACCCGCAUCACUAUGCGACCACGUCGUUUCACAAGAAGGACAAGAAGGACACAAAGGACAGGAAGGACAAGAAGGACACGAAGGACACGAAGGAGAAGAAGGACACGAAGGAUAGGAAGAACAAGAAGGACACGAAGGACACAAAGGACACAAAGGAUAGGAAGGACAAGAAGGACAAGAAGGACAUGAAGAACACGAAGGACAAGAAGGAAAAGAAGGAAAAGAAGGACAAGAAGGAAAAGAAGGACAAGAAGGAAAAGAAAGACAAGAAGGAAAAGAAGGACACGAAGGACAAGAAGGAAAAGAAGGACACGAAGGAAAAGAAAGACACAAAGGAUAAGAAAGACACAAAGGACACGAAGGACAAGAAGGAGAAGAAGGACACGAAGGACACAAAGGACAAGAAGGACACGAAGGACACGAAGGACACAAAGGACACGAAGGACACGAAUGACACGAAGGAAAAGAAGGACAAGAAGGACAAGAAGGACAAGAAGGACACAAAGGACAAGAAGGACAAGAAGGACAAGAAGGACACAAAGGACACAAAGGACAGGAAGGACAAGAAGGACACGAAGGACACGAAGGAGAAGAAGGACACGAAGGAUAGGAAGAACAAGAAGGACACGAAGGACAAGAAGGACAAGAAGGACACAAAGGACACAAAGGACAGGAAGGACAAGAAGGACACGAAGGACACGAAGGAGAAGAAGGACACGAAGGAUAGGAAGAACAAGAAGGACACGAAGGACACGAAGGACACAAAGGAUAGGAAGGACAAGAAGGACAAGAAGGACAAGAAGGACAUGAAGAACACGAAGGACAAGAAGGAAAAGAAGGAAAAGAAGGACAAGAAGGAAAAGAAGGACAAGAAGGAAAAGAAAGACAAGAAGGAAAAGAAGGACACGAAGGACAAGAAGGAAAAGAAGGACACGAAGGAAAAGAAAGACACAAAGGAUAAGAAAGACACAAAGGACAGGAAGGACAAGAAGGAGAAAAAGGACAUGAAGGACACAAAGGACAAGAAGGAGAGGUUUAAACCCAGAGAGAGUCCCUAUGACCUCAGAGGUUCAGACCCAGAGAGAGUCCCUAUGACCUCAGAGGUUCAGACCCAGAGAGAGUCCCUAUGA
Messenger RNA from Nerophis lumbriciformis (worm pipefish), 1698 nucleotides. Lineage: Eukaryota; Metazoa; Chordata; Actinopteri; Syngnathiformes; Syngnathidae. The record is from RefSeq and is a predicted model, not a curated record.